AUGAUUUCCCCUGCAUCUUUUAAGCGCGCACAGAAAAUUAAGACUAAAUUGUCUUUUACGCGUCUGGUUUUAUCUCCUUCUACAAUACGUUUAUUGGUUCCACCUUUAUCACGUCCUUCCGAACCUAUAAGUCCCUUUCAAAAUACAUUCCUAGACUCCUCUCUUAUUACUCCCCAAAUUUCAGUUUCAGAAGAUACUGCUGAUUAUGACAUUAACGUCCCUUCUCCAGUCCUUUCUUUGAAUUGUACACCUGAGGAACCUUUACCGGCAACUUCUACUUCAGCCCAUCUUCUUCAUGAUAAUGUACAGUGUUCAUCUUACACCUUCACAAUACGCAACUGUCACUUUCUUUUGGACCCCACUCCUGAUUCGGAUAAUUGUUAUUCAGUUCAUACCAAUUCUCCUCUCCUUUCAACUAUGGAUCCAUUUCAAUUUACAUCUGACCGCCCUUCUCCUAAUUUGAAAUUUAUUUUAUCAAAGUUACGCCAGCUUUUGUUAACACAAUGGGUUACCUCUCUUGCCCGUUGGUCAUCUUCUCAUCGUAAUAAUAGACGUACUCGUACCUUUAUUCAAUUUCGAUACCAACAAUCUUGUUUUUACCUUGGCCUUUAUUUUGGUUGCCCGUUUUGCAAGACUCCUGCUGCCUAUGUUAUGUUUCAAUUUCGUCAUGCUUGUCAUAUUCAUGACAAAAAACUUGUUCACACUCCUUCCCCUCCUCCUUGUCCUCCUUUCACUUUACCUUGUAAUCAUGUGUCUAAAAGACACGCUGAUGGUUUUUAUAAAGACGUUACUUCCCGACGCCUAGGAGUUUCCUACCGCAAAUCCUAUGCUUUCCAUCAUGUUCUUGAGGACGACAGUGGUUCACUCUCUGCCCGAACUCUUAUCUCAUAUUCUGCUCAUAAAUCUAUCUCCCACCCUACGAAGAAACAACUUGCUCGUCAAGUACGCCAUAAAGACUUUUUAUCAGACCGGAGCAAAUUUUCACGACAUGUUAUUCAGCCCGAUCUUCUUGACUCUUCCAUGUGGAUGGCCACUAAGGAUCAUGCUAUAGUCAUUCCUCCUACCUCCUAUAAUUUGACUAUGUCUACUACUGAUUACUUAAUUGUCCAGAAUAUACGUAAUCUUGUAUCCUCACGUCCUGACGUUUCCUUCUGUUUGAAAGAACGUUCACAUCAAUCUUCUGUUGCGUUCGUGUCUUCUAAGUUUACGGGUUCUAUCCAAAAAGUGGUUUUGAAUCCCUCUUCUGUAGUUGCAAGUCAUUUUAUCACUGACAAACCCACCUUUGGUCCUUUUGUUGGUCCGAACUGCCCUGCUAUUGAUUAUCAAGAUUUCAAAACUCUUGGCUUUAGUCGUUCCAUUAUUGAUAUGCACAACACUUCCUCGGUAUCAAAGAAGUAUCUUCGAGAUGCCAUUCAAUCUGUUAUCACCAAAUCGGCUUCCUCUUCGACAUUUUCACAUCUUUGGAAUAGUGAAACAAGGGUUUCUUUCAAACUAGGUCGUGUUAAACCUUGUGAUAUCUUAAUGUUAUUGGAUGUUUGUGCACCUUGGUUUGAUUCACAUCCUUACCCUGCUCCUUCUGAUUUCCGAACAUCGUGGGAAUUACCCGCUGAUUUUGUUCAUCCACCAGAAUUUACACAUAAAACUUCGGUUAAAGAUUAA
Rhizophagus irregularis DAOM 181602=DAOM 197198 is the source of this 1659-nucleotide messenger RNA. Lineage: Eukaryota; Fungi; Glomeromycota; Glomeromycetes; Glomerales; Glomeraceae. The record is from RefSeq and is a predicted model, not a curated record.